Penicillium odoratum is the source of this 951-nucleotide messenger RNA. Its product is annotated as 4-hydroxybenzoate octaprenyltransferase. The transcript has a single exon. Gene Ontology annotation, cellular component: mitochondrial inner membrane. Gene Ontology annotation, biological process: ubiquinone biosynthetic process. Gene Ontology annotation, molecular function: 4-hydroxybenzoate polyprenyltransferase activity. NCBI's taxonomy places the organism in Eukaryota, Fungi, Ascomycota, Eurotiomycetes, Eurotiales, Aspergillaceae. Bases 1 to 951 code for a protein of 316 amino acids. The record is from RefSeq and is a predicted model, not a curated record.
AUGGCUGCCAGGAAUAUGAAUACGGCAACAAUUCCUCAAAGCAGAAUACUCGACUGGUUUCCUCAUUCUUUGUUGCCUUAUGCGGAAUUGUCACGGAUCCAUCGCUUUCUGGGCUUCUACCUCAAUACUUCGCCUUAUUUUGUUGGUAUUGCUUUUAGUGCAUCAAUUGCCACAGACCUGCCGGCAUCUUUUCUGCUCAAUCGCCUGGCAAUUUUUUCCAUUUGGUCCUUCUUUCUACGUUGUGCUGGAUGCGUUUGGAAUGAUCUUAUCGACUCGGAUCUAGAUUCCCAAAUCGCACGAACGAAAUCCAGGCCAAUCCCCCGAGGAGCUGUUUCAAAACGAAAUGCCGCAAUUUUCGCUUUUAGCCUUUUUGCCUGUGGCAGCUCGGUCUUGUUGUUCCUUCCGUGGCAAUGCGCCAUUGAAGCCGGCAUCAAGAUCUUCUUCGCCCUUCUUUAUCCGUUUGGUAAAAGAUUCACAAAUUACCCUCAAGUAACUCUCGCCAAUAUCGGGUGGGCUAUCCCGAUGACGAUGCACAGUUUAGGGGUGGAUCCUCUCGACCAUCUUCUGCCAACCGUGUGUAUGUUCCUGUUCAUUGCAACAGUGAUUAUCACAGUUGACGUGGUCUACGCGUGCCAGGAUAUUGAAGAAGACAUCAAAGUCGGAGUGAAGAGCAUGGCCGUUCGGUUCCGAAACUGCAUUCCAACUCUGGCAUACUCGUUAUUCUACCUGUCGACCGCUCUUCUUGCGACGGCUGGAGGACUCACUGGGCUUGGUAUGCCCUUCUUUGUUAUAUCUGUUGGCGGCCAUUUCUUUGGGUUCAAAGGUCUUCUCAAGGCAACUCAGAUCGGGAGAUCUUCAGGAGUAGAGAAAAAUGCGAAGGCGUAUUGCUUCCUUAGCGGUAUUUUUUGGGUUCUUGGGUUUGCGGUUGAGUACUCUAUACGUGGGUACUAA